This is a messenger RNA of Trichoderma gamsii, 1245 nucleotides long. RefSeq lists its product as hypothetical. Gene Ontology annotation, molecular function: epoxide hydrolase activity. The transcript has 5 exons. The record is from RefSeq and is a predicted model, not a curated record. Gene Ontology annotation, biological process: epoxide metabolic process. NCBI's taxonomy places the organism in Eukaryota, Fungi, Ascomycota, Sordariomycetes, Hypocreales, Hypocreaceae. Bases 1 to 1245 code for a protein of 414 amino acids.
AUGUUGGAGAAACAGUUUGCAUUUCUCCUCGCCAGCGUGAGCAUCGUUCUGGGUAAUGGCCUUGUGCACAAGGGCUUUUCUCCUCAGAAAUUCACCGUCGAUCUCUCGGCUGGAGUUCCGAGAAUGAUGGAUCUGGUUAGAGAGACACGCCUACCGUCUAGUUCAGAGUUCUCCGGACUCGGCAAUUCAAGUGGCAUUGCUCUCGAUGUGUUAGAGAGUCUACGCACUCAAUGGUUGGAAAAUUUUAAUUGGGAUCAUGAGGAAGCGGCUUUGAACAAAUACAACCAUUUCACUGUCGAAAUUGAAGGGUUGACUAUUCACUACAUUCAUCAGCGAGCUUCUGACAAAAGCUCAAUCCCCCUUUUACUUAAUCAUGGCUGGCCGGGAUCAUUCUUAGAAUUCUUGCCUAUUGUUAAUAAUCUUACAGAAAAAAGCAAAACAUCCAAGGGGCAACCAGUCUCAUUUCAUGUGGUUAUUCCCUCGCUGCCAGGGUUCGCCUUCUCAUCGCAACCACCUGCAAACUGGACUACAGACGAUACAGCGCGUGUAUUCAACACUUUGAUGCGCGAAGUGCUGGGUUAUGAUCAAUUUGCCACCUUUGGAACAGAUUGGGGUUGUGCGCCGACCUACAGUCUCUAUGACAAUUUCAACACGUCAGUGCGAGCUGCGCAUCUUGCGUUCCUCCCAUUUUCUGCCCCUAGCUCCGCGGCGGACUUGGCCGCACUGAAUAUCACCUUAUCAUCUCCAUUGCAGCAAUUUGAAGAGCAAAGGUCUAUGGACUGGGCUACUUCCGGAAACGCCUACUUCUUAGAGCAGACUACAAAGCCCAAUACAAUCGGUCUGGCUCUUUUGGAUAAUCCUGUAGGCCAGUUGGCGUGGAUUGGUGAGAAGUACAUUUCAUGGUCAGAUCCAAAGGCGGGCACUAGUCCGUCUGUCCUAAACCACAACGAGAUUUUGUUGGCUGUGUCCUUGUACUACUUGACACGAACGUUUCUCUCAUCGGUAUACAUCUACUUCCAAAACUCAGAUGGUUUCAAAACAUCAUAUACAAAAGCGCAUACGGACGCGCCUUUACUCUUCAGUGCGUUCAAGUACAAUGUCGGCUUUUGGCCUGAACCUGUGGUCGCAAAGGUCGGCAAUUUGGUGAUGUAUAACAAUCAUGAUUUUGGUGGCCACUUUCCGGGCCUCGAUAAUCCUCCAGCACUUUUGCACGACUUAAGAGAAAUCGCAACCUAUUGGGAAUAG